Loa loa (African eye worm) is the source of this 288-nucleotide messenger RNA. RefSeq lists its product as hypothetical. Bases 1 to 288 code for a protein of 95 amino acids. Lineage: Eukaryota; Metazoa; Nematoda; Chromadorea; Rhabditida; Onchocercidae. The transcript is spliced from 2 exons. The record is from RefSeq and is a predicted model, not a curated record.
AUGGGCGUAUUUCUGAUCAGCUUCAAUAAAGUAAUGGUAUUACUUAUGUCAGUUAGUGUUGUAUUGGGUUUACCUGGUUUUACUGUUAUGUGGCACGUCUUAUUGCCUCUUUCAGAGCAUAUUUGUAUAAUGAUUCGUAUACAAGCAGCGCCGCCAUCUUCAGAUGGAGGAUCUCUUUCAUGGAUUUAUCAUAAUCCAUUUUACUGGAGUAUGUGUAAGGGUCUGGUAGUUUUCGCUGGUGGUGUUUUCCUCGUGCGCGUUAUUAGCGACGAAUGGGAUUCUCUGUGA